AUGUCCACGACAGAGAGGUCCAAGAAAGAGAGGUCCACGACAGAGAGGUCCAAGGCAGAGAGGUCCAAGACAGAGAGGUCCAAGACAGAGAGGUCCACGACAGAGAGGUCCAAGACAGAGAGGUCCACGACAGAGAGGUCCACGGCAGAGAGGUCCACGACAGAGAGGUCCACGGCAGAGAGGUCCACGACAGAGAGGUUCACGUCAGAGAGGUCCGCUGAAGAGCGGUCCAAGGCAGAGAGGUCCACGACAGAGAGGUCCGCGGAAGAGGGGUCCACGGCAGAGAGGUCCACGACAGAGAGGUCCAAUGCAGAGAGGUCCACGACAGAGAGGUCCAAGGCAGAGAGGUCCAAGGCAGACAGGUCCACGACAAAGAGGUCCAAGACAGAGAGGUCCACGACAGAGAGGUCCAAGACAAAGAGGUCCACGACAGAGAGGUCCACGGCAGAGGUCCACGACAGAGAGGUCCACGGCAGAGAGGUCCACGGCAGAGAGGUCCACGGAAGAGAGGUCCGCGGAAGAGGGGUCCAAAGCAGAGAGGUCCGCGGAAGAGGGACCACGGAAGAGGGGUCCACGGAAGAGGGGUCCACGAAAGAGAGGUCCACGAAAGAGAGGUCCGCUGAAGAGGGGUCCGCGGAAGAGGGGUCCACGGAAGAGAGGUUUACUAAAGAGAGGUCCGCUGAAGAGGGGUCCGCUGAAGAGAGGUCCACGAAAGAGAGGUCCGCGGAAGAGGGGUCCACGGAAGAGGGGUCCACGGAAGAGAGGUCCACGAAAGAGAGGUCCGCGGAAGAGGGGUCCAAGGCAGAGAGGUCCGCGGAAGAGCGUUCCAAGGAAUAG
Molecule: messenger RNA, 837 nt
Organism: Biomphalaria glabrata
Lineage: Eukaryota; Metazoa; Mollusca; Gastropoda; Planorbidae
Product: cyclin-dependent kinase 11B-like
Exons: 1
Coding region: 1-837 (278 amino acids)
Source: RefSeq, a predicted model, not a curated record